Thlaspi arvense is the source of this 1851-nucleotide messenger RNA. Lineage: Eukaryota; Viridiplantae; Streptophyta; Magnoliopsida; Brassicales; Brassicaceae. The record is from the annotation of a GenBank genome assembly.
AAAAAGUCGUCAACCUCCACCUCCCUAUAUAAACCCACUAAAGUCCCUUUCUUUGCCUUCACAGUUUCCGUACACUUCCUCUCAUUCUCUUGCGAUCAAACCCUAGCUAAGACCCGCCAUUGUUCAGAGCUUUGGGGACCAAAUCGAAGCUCCAAAUCACUACUCAGACUACUCUUGCUCUCUAAUUUCAGGUUGGAGAUAACAUGGAUUCUGCUGCUGCACGAGUACCUGCUCCUGAUGCUGCUGAUGACCCAUACAAGUACUACAUCAUUUUGCACACAAUGCCUCAGGAACUCUACCGUUUCUAUCAAGAGAUCAGUAAACAUGGGCGUGUCGGAAACGACGGAGUGUUGCGCACCUUCUCCACAUUACGAGGUAUACGUGAGGCGCUUAAGGCACUGUUGACUUAUGGGAAUUUCAAACCAUGUGAGAUAACCAGUUAUGAUUGCCAAGCGUCUCUCGGUGGGGGUUUUCUCCUUGUGGUCAAUGGCAGCUUCCUUAUUAACAAUACCUUUAAAAGGAAAUUCACCCAAUCUUUCUUUCUUGCUCCCCAAGCAAAAGGGUACUUUGUUCUGAAUGACAUUCUCAUAUUUGUCAAUGAACCCGAGGCCGUCUACGGGGAAGUCUCUCAAACACCCACUCCUGUUACUGGUGUUCAGGGUUCUGUGCAAGCUACAUGCACUCUGGUGAAUUCUGUUAUAAAAGAGGAUGUUGAGGUUCCUGAGGUCGUCGAUGAAUAUGUUCCAGAUGUUGAGAUAGCUGACGAAGAAGUUACAGAUGAUUCACCGAAAGUUUCUGAUCCAGAUUAUGGAGAUGAAAAUGCCACCAAGAAAUCUUAUGCCUCUGUGGUUAAGAAGGAUAAAUCUGGAGUUUCAGUUAGCUCUUCACUGUCUCCAAAGAAGAUACUCAAAGGUCAAGAACAUGAGGCGCCUUCAGAUGUUUCUCCGGAGCAGAUACUCAAAGACCAAGGCCAUCAGGCGCCUUCAGAUCCUUCUCCGGAGCAGAUACUCAAAGACCAAGGCCAUCAGGCGUCUUCAGAUCCUUCUCCAGUGAUACAAUCUGAUGCAGUUUAUGAGGUUGUCGAUGCUACCGAAAAUGGGCACGAUCAGGGGUUUGAAGCGGUAGCUGAGGGUACAUCUGUUUAUGUGAAACAUCUUCCUAUUAAUGCUACCAUUGACAUGCUUGAGACUGUAUUCAAGCAAUUUGGAGCUAUUAUCAAUGAUGGGAUUCAAGUUGUAAACCAAAGGGUUGGUUAUCCUUUUGGUUUUGUUGAGUUUGAAGAGGCAGAUGCAGCUCAAAAGGCAAUUGAGGCUUCACCUCUAAGGAUCGGAGGACAGAAAGCUUUCGUGGAGGAGAAGCUAUCUACUGCAAGAGGUAACAGAGGAAGCGGAAACCGUUACUACGGAAAUAAAAAUGUGGGAGGCGGUGGUAACGAGUACGGAAAGAGAAAUGCUGGAGGAAGGGGAAACGGAUAUGGAUACGGAAAUAGAAAUGUGGGAGGAAGGGGAGGAGCAGCAAGUUAUGGAUAUGGAAACUAUUACAGGAGGGGAGGAGGAGGAGGAGGAGGAAGGUCGUUUAACCGUAGAGGCAAUGAAUACGUUGCCAGCAACAACACCUAUUAAACCGGAUUGGGAUUUUGUGGUUGAGGGGUAUAAGCCGGAUGAUCUAAUGAUGAUUGAUUUUUGGAACGGUGUCUCGUUCACUUUGCUAGUUAUAUAUUUAUCUCAGGUAUUGGAAUAAUAGUGAGGGAAUAAAAAAAUAAGAACAAUGAUUUGUUAAAGAUAUUAAUGUAAGACAAGUUUCUAAGUAUUAAUGAUUGUGCACUCGCUCCGCUUUUGGUUGCUUCUGAUU